Meriones unguiculatus (Mongolian gerbil) is the source of this 7025-nucleotide messenger RNA. It is a transcript of the gene Mrtfb, whose product is annotated as myocardin related transcription factor B. The record is from RefSeq and is a predicted model, not a curated record. Gene Ontology annotation, biological process: smooth muscle cell differentiation. NCBI's taxonomy places the organism in Eukaryota, Metazoa, Chordata, Mammalia, Rodentia, Muridae. Bases 422 to 3718 code for a protein of 1098 amino acids. The transcript is spliced from 19 exons.
UUUUCCGGGUCACGGGCGCGAGCGGAUGCCGGCUGAGGAAAGAGAAGCACGUUGUGAACAGCCCGAGGUGGGCACUGCACUUCCCGGAGCUUCCAGGCCGGGGUCGGUGCCCGUCGUGUCCGGGCGGGAGGAGGGUAAACGCGGGGCGGAGCGAAGUCUCGCGAGAUCUAGUGGUAGCUGCAGCGGCGGCGGCAGCGGCGGCGGUGUCGGUGGCCCGAGGUUCAUAAUAAAGGUGCUAAGAAAGAGAAUGUAAGACAGGAAAAUAAAUAUUUUUACUGAGGAACUUGUGGAGACCAGAAGAGGACAAAAAGUGUAGGAACCUGUGAAGACCAGAAGAGGGCAGAUCUCUGCAAAAGCAUCUCUACAGCAGGCUGUGUAGAAGAGGUGUCUCAUACUUCCUGUUGCCAGUGGCUGGAACACAAUGGAGCACACAGGGGCCAUAGACACAGAGGAAGAGCUGGGGCCUCUAGCCCACCUUGCACCAAGUCCUCAAAGUGAGGCUGUGGCUCAUGAAUUCCAGGAACUCUCUCUACAGUCCAGCCAGCACUUACCCCCUCUGAACGAGCGGAAGAAUGGAAGUGUAGUCUUUGGGGAGUCAGGACUCCAGCUUCCACUGCCGGCUCAGUCUGUGAGCACAGUGCUCCAGCUGAGGCUGCAACAAAGGAGGACAAGAGAACAACUAGUGGACCAGGGCAUCAUGCCACCUCUAAAGAGUCCAGCAGCAUUCCAUGAGCAGAUAAAAAGCCUGGAGCGAGCCAGAACUGAAAACUUUCUGAAGCACAAGAUCCGGAGCCGCCCGGACCGCUCCGAGCUGGUCAGGAUGCACAUUUUAGAAGAAACGUUUGCAGAACCGUCUCUUCAGGCCACACAGAUGAAGCUGAAAAGAGCUCGGCUGGCAGAUGACCUGAACGAGAAGAUUGCUCAAAGGCCUGGUCCGAUGGAGCUAGUAGAGAAGAACAUCCUUCCUGUGGACUCAAGUGUCAAGGAAGCAAUUAUAGGCGUGGUGAAGGAGGACUAUCCCCACACUCAUGGUGAGUUCUCAUUUGAUGAAGAUAGCAGUGACGCUUUGUCUCCAGACCAGCCAGCAAGCCAGGAGUCUCAGGGCUCAGUUGCAUCCCCCAGUGAGCCAAAAGUCAGUGCCUCGCCACCUCCUGUAACUGCAAACACUCCGGCCCAGUUUACCUCAGUGUCCCCAGCAGUUCCUGAAUUCUUGAAAACCCCUCUAACUGCGGACCAGCCUCCCAUGAGGUCUACAGCUCCUGUCCUCCCUACAAACACUGUGUCCUCAGUGAAGCCUGGCCCAACACUGGUGAAGCAAAGCCAUCCCAAGAAUCCAAACGACAAACACCGCAGCAAAAAAUGCAAAGAUCCGAAACCCCGAGUGAAGAAGCUGAAGUACCACCAGUACAUUCCACCCAACCAGAAAGGGGAGAAGAAUGAGCCACAGAUGGACUCCAACUAUGCCCGCCUGCUCCAGCAGCAGCAGCUCUUCCUGCAGCUGCAGAUCCUGAGCCAGCAGCAGCAGCAGCAGCAGCAGCACUACAACUACCAGACCAUCCUGCCGGCACCCAUCAAAAAUGACAAGAACAACAGUAGUAGCACAAGUGCAGCUGCGAGGAAGCCAGGACCUCUGCCUUCUAGUUUGGAUGACUUAAAGGUGUCAGAACUGAAGACAGAGCUCAAACUGAGGGGUCUGCCAGUGUCAGGCACUAAGCCAGACCUCAUCGAACGCCUGAAACCCUACCAGGAAGUAACCAGUAGUGGCCUUGCCACUGGCAGUAUUGUGGCAGUGUCGUCAGCAGCUAUUAUCAGCAGUAACCCAGAGGUCACAGUGGCAUUGCCGGUCACAACACUACAUAAUGCCGUGACUAGCUCGGUAUCUACUUUCAAGGCAGAUUUGCCGCCUUCUGGACCCAGCAGUGUGCCCCACGUUGUUGAAAAUGCACAGUCCCCUCUGCCCAUCUCGCCCUCACCCUCCGAGCAGUCCAGUCUCAGUACUGACGACACAAACAUGGCAGACACCUUCACAGAGAUCAUGACCAUGAUGUCCCCUUCCCAGUUCCUGUGCUCAUCUCCCUUAAGGGCAGCAAGCCAUGAGGACAGCCUGAGUCCCACCAGUAGUACCCUAUCGACCCUAGAACUGGAUGCUGCUGAGAAGGACCGUAAGCUUCAGGAGAAGGAAAAGCAGAUUGAAGAGCUGAAGAAGAAACUGGAACAAGAACAGAAGCUUGUGGAGGUCCUCAAGAUGCAGCUUGAGGUGGAAAAGCGUGGGCAGCAGCGGCCACCAGACCCCCAGCCCAGUGGCCCCCCACAUCCCUUCAGUACAUCAGAGCAGAAACACGGCAGUGCUGCAUCCUCCAUCAAGGAUGAGGCUUCACUCCCUGACUGCUCCAGCCCUCAGCAGCCCAUCCCAGUACCUGGCCACUCUGUAGGCCAGCCCAUCUGCACAGGUAGCCAGACCCUUGUUGCCAAAAAGGCUGUGGUCAUCAAGCAGGAGGUCCCCGUGGCCCAAGCAGAGCAGCAGAAUGUCGUCUCGCAGUUUUACUUGAGUUCCCAGGGACAGCCACCUGCCCUUGUUGCUCAGCCUCAGGCCUUAUUGACCACACAGACCACUCAGCUGCUGCUGCCAUUGUCCAUCCAGGGCUCGAAUGUUACUUCAGUGCAACUCCCAGUGGGCAACCUCCAACUCCAGACCCCAGCACAAGGAGGAGCCCAGGCUCAGCCUCAGGUAGCUGCUGCCACACAGAUUCCAGCUGCAGCCUUGGCCCCAGCACUGCCUCAGAAGCAGGAAGCCUUCCCACAGCACGUGCUGGGCCAGCCUCAACAAGUCUUCACAAACUCGGCACCGAGCACAGUUCUUCAGUAUCAGAGGCAGCCCCCAACGACCCAGCAGCCCUUCAUCAGUAAGACCUCCAACCCUAUUCUUCAAUCUAGAAGCACCCCACUUGCACCCCUGAAAAAUGGACCCAGCCCAGCCAGCAAGCCGAGCUCACCACCCCCACCCCAGCAGUUUGUUGUCCAGCACUCUUUGUUUGGGGCCCCAGUCACCAAGACAAAAGACCCACCUCGCUACGAGGAAGCCAUCAAGCAGACACGAAGCACCCAGCCAGCCCUUCCAGAGGUCUCCAACGUGCACAGUCAGCAGAUGGACGACCUCUUCGACAUCCUCAUAAAGAGCGGAGAGAUCUCCUUCCCAAUAAAAGAAGAACCUUCUCCAAUUUCCAAGAUGAAACCAGUGACAGCCAGCAUCACCACAAUGCCAGUCAGUACUGUGGUGUCUCGACCACCGCCCCAGGUCCAGAUAGCACCACCUGCAUCCUUAGAACCUGUGAACAGUCUGUCCGCCAGCUUAGAAAACCAACUAGAAGCCUUCUUGGAUGGAGCUUUACCCCCGGCCAGUGACACUGCCCCAGUGCAGAGCGGCGGUGACGACAGAGGGCCUUUCUCUCUGAUAGAGGAUCUGCAGAAUGACUUGCUGAGCCACUCCAGCAUGCUGUACCACUCCCAUUCUCCCAUGGAGACCUCCGAGACCCCGCUGGUGGCAGGGACCCCCUGUCUGUCUCUCGACCUGUCAGACUCCAACCUGGACAACAUGGAAUGGCUAGACAUUACCAUGCCCACCACGUCCUCCGGGCUCACUCCUCUGAGCACCACCGCACCAAGCAUGUUCUCUGCUGAUUUUCUGGACCCCCAGGAUCUGCCACUCCCAUGGGACUAAGGUCACAGGUCACAUGUCUCAGAGCUCAUGAGGUUUCAAAACAUGAAAACAAUCCUGAAAGGUCAGUGCUUAGAGCUAUAGUUAGAGCUGCACUGUUGAAAUUAAAAUAUGUUGUCUCAGAUAAAAAGGAAAGUCACAGCCUGGAAGCCAGUGUGAGACACGUCAUGCGUCUAGCAGUGACUCCACAACUUACAGAGAGGCCUGUUGCAUGCAGGAGGCCUUAUCUAAGCCAAAGGUCAGGCACCAUCCACAGGAAGUGGCACUAGGGCUCAGGUCCUCAACUACCUUUCACCCUCUGUGGUUACCUCAUGGCCCUAAGGAGAGACAAGCAGCUCCACUUGAAACACAGGCCACCAGGGAGGGGAGAAGCCGCCGCCCAUGUGCUCCCUCGAGUGGCCUGACUGGGCUACAGCAAGGUCAGAAGCACUGCACAGGCUGGGCAGCCAGCAGCGGCAGCUUCUACUGGAGGCUCCAAGUUCCACUUUGAAAUCUUCGUGGCUGUGUGAUGUCAUAGGUCAUUUUGUGAGUUUGGGAAUCUAAAUGAAUAACAGCCUCUCACCACGAGCACAUGACUAUAUAAAAAACUGUCACCCACGAGCCCAGUGCGCAGAGUCCAGAUACAGUGAUGGUGCCACAGCUUCCCCAGUGGCCUCACUCAGGUGCGUGAGGUUGGUCCUGUGAUGUUAGACAUUGGAAUGUGCUUUGACCUUGUGACCUCUACAGCCUGAGAUAAGAGUAAAAAGAUGGGCAUCCACUGGUCCUACUUGUUGUAUUAACUAAGAUAUCGCUAGAGUACCUGAGCCACAGUGUCUCCAUCUUUGAAGACUUGCUAACAGACUCUUUCUGGUGACCAUGCCCAUCUCAAAGAACCAAAAAAGGCUUCAGUAUGAAAUUCCUUCUCAAGCUAGAGAGUUAGAAGAAUGGAAGGUGUGGGGUGUCUUUCAGACUCUAGGACACCUUGAGCACAGGUUAGACCAUCCCUCUGUCAUUAGAUCCCUGGUUCUCAUUACAUAGGCUUGUAACUGGAUGCCCUGCCUGUUCUCAGUGUGUCUUCAAGCCUAUGCCUAAAACUGGAGGUUUUAUUCCUUUUUCUCUUGAUUUAGAAUGGAAAUCUAAAUCUACAUUUGUCAAGUAAUUUAAGAAUUUUUCUAAAAUGCCAACUGCCACGGAAUUUCCACAACUCUUGAUCUAGUUAUUUAGUUAUUGGCAAUUUGUAAAUAACCGACCAGAGUAUAGAAUUUGUAUUAAAUGACAGCUUUAUCCCGUCCCCUUCCCCCCCUUUAACCUGAGCCAGGUGGGUUUCCUACAUCAAUACAUAUGCCUGUUCCACAGCACAUUGAGGAAGUAGCCUGCCCCAUCAUCUAGAGAGAACCUGAAUCAUUGCUAAGGCAGUUUUGCCCCAAAGUGAUCAAAAUGGCCCCUUUUCCUGGUUUUAGCCCUCUGUGAGCAGAACUCCCUCGCUUCAACACUCUGAUAGCUGGAUAUUCUCCUCCGACCAAGCCUCCUGAGAGCGCUCUCAUAGGACAUGAUAUAACCGAGGUGGUUCUGCUUCACAGUUGCUUGUGUUCCAGCACCAGCUGGGGACCUGGGAAGGUAGUUUCUCCUUGGGAAUUUCAGCUCUAUUUUGGUGGAGAGCUUUAGUCCUCUUUCUCCCCAGCUUUGAGUGUCCAAUUAUAGUACCAAGAAUCAGUGGAUGGCACCCGGUAGGUGGCAGGCAAUCAGCCAAGAGGAGUCCCCAUCUCAUCUGCGGCCUCAGCUGUUCCCACGGUGGCUAGUCUCCGGACCUCUUGCUGGUAGGAGGCUGAGGACUUGGGUACCACCAAGCCUUGCAGAGAAAGUGGCCGAGAGCGACUAUUGCAGCCGGCUAGCACAGCAGCCAGGUCAAGGCCAGCAAAUGCAAGCAGCCUCACUUGCCUCUGUUUGUCAUCCCACACAACACUGAGGAUGUCACAUGCACAGGGACCCACUGCCCCGGGGACAGCUAGCCACAGGUUAUCCCAGCACACUAACUGGAAGGCCAGGUUUAUCCAGAAGCAGUGCUCAUGCUCACAGAAGGUUUCUUUGGAGAGCAUCAUUCUCAACAUUCAGCUAGUUGGGAUAUUUCUGACAAAACUGGAAAGUAGCACUUGAGAUGUAGUCAUUUUUGUUUCCUGGUUCAACCUUCAAUCUCUUCUUCAUUUAAGAGCCUGUGGGCUCCAUUUUUACUUGUCCAGUAAAAAUGACUGUCAGGGAGCAGGUCACCUUUUCUGCCACUCACCCUCUCACAGUACCUGAGGUGUUCCCGUUUCUUUCGCUUAAGGCUUAUACACAUGUUUACAAGAAGCUUUUACCUUCCACUCAGACCCACUGCUUUGGGGAGUGGAGGUGUCACAGGCUCAUGACAGCAGCUUGGCUAUCUCAGAUUUACUGGGUGCUGUCUGGAAUCCCAGGAUGGCAUGUCAUCAGAGACAUCAGCAGUGAAACGAAACUUUAUGUUAACACCCAAGACAAAGCUUUAGCGAGUGGCUAGACUUCCUGGAAAACAGCCAGUUAAGUUACCUCUGCAUUCUGCUGUGAGGAACCCAUCCAGUGGCAGAAGACAAAGGCUUAGGAAAGGGUUCAGUAUCCAUCAAAGUUACUUGACCUCAAGAAAUCAAUAGUAAUCCAAAAUGCUUAAAAGGAACCAAAGGCAUCACCAGGUAUUUGCCAAAAGCAGCCACUUUUUAUUUAAAUUGAGAGUAAUGUGAUCUCAAGUCAGUCCCAAAAAGAUAUCCAUCUAAAGUUAUGAUAUUCAAGAGAUGUAGAUAUUUCUUUCUUGUCUUCCUGUAAAAUACUAUGGAGCUGUUGUUGGUGUAAGAGUAACAUACUUGGUAGUCAUGCAAAGCUGUGCUCUUCCCUAUCAUGGUUAGCCCUCUGUUGCUUGUUGUGUUUCUCUUCCUCACAUAAUGUCUUAGCAUCUCACCUCCUGAAAAGACAGGAGAAAAGCACCAGUGGGCAGUGCCAUGCGUGUUGAAGCACUUGUUUAAUGAACAGGAAAUCAUGGCAAUUGGGGGUCCAUUCGUGUGUUGCCUUUAUGUUGUUUUUAAAAGAAAAACCAUGAUGCCUUUGUACCUGCUGUUUGCACCCCUGACUCAAUUCUGUACUGUGUCUGAAUGCCAUACGUUUGCACAUGUACUGUACAUAGGCAAUGCAGACUGUAUUUUUAUAUGUGUGCGCAUUUAUCAUCUUUUGUACAUAGUGACAGUAUUGUAGCUGAUUGGGAAAUGUUUGAUAUCUCAGCGAUUUUGCAUUUUUGUGUCUCAAAUAAAAACAUUUUGAUGUACCAUGA